This is a messenger RNA of Eublepharis macularius, 2838 nucleotides long. RefSeq names its product syntabulin (gene SYBU). NCBI's taxonomy places the organism in Eukaryota, Metazoa, Chordata, Lepidosauria, Squamata, Eublepharidae. The record is from RefSeq and is a predicted model, not a curated record. Gene Ontology annotation, biological process: synapse maturation; axonal transport of mitochondrion. Gene Ontology annotation, cellular component: vesicle; cytoplasmic microtubule. The transcript has 7 exons. The coding region runs from base 161 to 2155 and encodes 664 amino acids.
GGGCUGGGCUGGGGCUGAGGAGCGCACGCAGCGAGCGCGGGCGAGGCGAGCCAGGCGGCGGGAGCAGCGGCGUCGGCAGCGCCCCUUCCCGGCCAAGAUCGCCGCCCUUCGCCCCUCCGCGCAGCAGCCCCGCCAGCUGCCUCGGCCGGGACGCCGAGGGAUGGGGCCCCUCAAGGAAAGCGCCAAGGAGCACAAGAUGCAAGACAAGGAGAUCUGCCGCAGCCGUAUUCCCCGCCUUGUCCUCCGGCCUCAUCUCCCCCAGCAGCAUCCUCACCACCAGAAAGUGUCCCCGGCAUCCGAGUCACCCUUCUCAGAGGAGGAAAGCAGAGAAUUCAAUCCUCUGAGUUCUUCUGGAGGGUCAGCACGGACUAUCAGCAGCAACAGCUUUUGCUCAGAUGACACAGGUUGCCCCAGCAGCCAGUCAGUAUCUCCGGUUAAGACUCCUCCUGAUACUGGACUCAGUCCAGUCAGUUUUUGUGCUGGCAGCGAUGGAGACCACACGAGAAAGAAAUUUAAUUCGGGAACAAUGGGGGACGGAAUGCAACAGUCAGCUCGAUAUAAGAAGGAAACAAAGACGAGCCUGGUAAAGCCGGGAAGCGAAGCUGAUUUUAGCUCUUCGAGUAGCACGGGCAGCAUUUCAGCACCUGAAGUUCAUAUGUCGAUGGCUGGGAGUAAAAGAUCAUUUUCUCGGAAUCGGGGGCCUCAUGGACGGAAUAGCGGAUCUUUGUCCUACAAGACUGGGUCUAGUCCUCCAACAUCCCGCGAGAAGGACAUCCUGUCAAUGCUGUGCAAAAACCAGUUGAGUCCCAUUAGCAUCCAUCAGAAUUAUGGAGCUUCUUCGGCCAGCAGCAGCAAUUCAGGUUCAUUCAAGGGAAGCGAUAGCCCCAUUACGAGGCGGUCUGCACGAUACACCUCUUGUGGCGAGAACCAUGGUAUUAAACCACCGAGUCCGGAACAGUAUUUGACUCCCCUGCAGCAAAAGGAAGUGACGGUGAGGCAUCUGAAAACAAAACUGAAGGAGUCUGAGAGCAGACUUCAAGAAAGAGAAACAGAAAUCAAGGAACUGAAAUCUCAGCUGGCCCGCAUGAGAGAAGACUGGAUUGAAGAGGAGUGUCACCGUGUGGAAGCGCAGCUCGCCUUGAAAGAAGCAAGGAAGGAAAUCAAACAACUCAAGCAGGUCAUUGAAACCAUGAAGAACAGCUUGGCUGAAAAAGACAAAGGGAUUCAGAAGUAUUUUGUGGAUAUCAACAUCCAGAAUAAGAAACUGGAAUCCUUACUCCAAAGUAUGGAAAUGGCACAGAACGGUUCCUUUAGUGAGGAACGGGGUCUCGAGUAUGAGUGUGGGUCACCUGAUAAGUCCUUGGGGACGAGUGCAGUGUAUUCCAAAAUGGCAGACAAUAUACUUGGGGAAGACCAAUCUACGGAGGAUCUGGCAGAUAGUGGCGUGCUGCUUAGCGAUGAUGUGGCUAAUGGGAAUGACUUAUUUGAAGAGACAGUGAUUGCUACCACACCUGAACUUGGGCUUCCAGCUCUCUUUCCAUCUUCCGCUUUAAAUCCUCUGGACUCCAUGCCAAAUCUAACAAACUCAGCAGAAGAGGAUGAGAAUGGCAACUGUGGUGUGGCAAUGGAACAGGCAGUUCAGGCUGAUGUUUUGUUGUAUAGCUCGGGCUUAGAACAGCUGAUUCAGAACCUGUUCAAACCACAAGAUGGUCGUCCCAUCAGCCCAUCUCCAAGUUUAAGAGAAUCAGAUGGAUCUUGUCCCGAAAGCUUCACAAACUCGCUUGUGGACUUGACUCCAUGUGACCCAAAUUCUGCAAUCCUUUUGUCUCCCAUGGAGUCGGUGCACGGUGCCGUAGAUUCUAGGUAUUAUGAAAACCGGGUCAUGAAGGAACUGGACUUCACAGACUAUCCAACCGAAAUGUUUGAGAAUGUCAAGAAAAUGUCUGAGGGAAAAGUCAUGAAGAGAUACUGGAGCAGCAGCUUCCUUGUUGAUCUUAUGGCUGUUGCUGCCCCCAUUGUGCCGACGGUAAUAUGGAUGCUGAGUACUCAGAAAGGAGGGAUUCAUCCUGUCUACAGCAUCGGAGCUUUGCUUCGUGGCUGCUGUGUGGUAGCCUUGCAUUCCCUUCGCCGUGUACCCAGCAACAUCCAUCUCUAGGUGUAACUUCUUUAUAUGGUGGUCUGAGAGGCCAAGCUCUGAUGGGUGUAGCAAGGUCAUGAGAAAGCUUGUGUCUGUAAUAGUGGGUCUGGUCGAAAAGUUUGAUUUGCACUAUAUUUAGUUGAAAACAUGUUCAUUGUUUGAAACUGAAGAGGAAAAACUGUUGGUGGCAUGAAGACUCGUUUCCACGAAGUGUAAACACAAAUGCAUUUUAGAAAGCAUGCUCAGCACUUCUCAUUCUGUCGUCAGGUGUAUGGAUUGUUAUACCAAAUGUUUUCCGAUGUGAGGGUGGGGGGAAGGUUCAUUCUUGCAAAGGCAGCUUACAUAGUCUUGGCAUGUAUUGUCUGUCCAUGCUUCUUGGUGCGCUUAAAUUAUGUAAUCGCCCCUGCAUUCCACUGCUCCGAUCCCGUGUAUGAGGGGACCGUAACCAAAAAGUUUAAAAAAGCAUUAUUGUAGAUGGGAGUCUUUAAUCUCGUUAUGUUUUUUUAUAAAUAUGGCUGUGAAUAUAUUUUAUGAAGUAUGUUUUAAGUCUUAAAUGAAGUCUUACUUGGAAUGUGCUGAUGUCACUCAAGUUGUGUGAAGGAUAAUUUAAGUGUAUGGUGUAAUAAUUUAUUUUCUUGUUAAAUAAUCUUUCAAGGGAAAAAAAAACAUUUAUAACUGUAAGUAAAGCAUGUUGAAACUGA